Dentiscutata erythropus is the source of this 170-nucleotide messenger RNA. NCBI's taxonomy places the organism in Eukaryota, Fungi, Glomeromycota, Glomeromycetes, Diversisporales, Gigasporaceae. The record is from the annotation of a GenBank genome assembly.
ACUUAAUUGUAUAUUCAACUGUGUUCUCUAAAGCAACCAAUAUUGAUAUGGAAUAUAAGAGUAAGCUCAAAAUAGUGCCAAAUAAAAAUGAAGUCAAAGUGGAGCCACUCCCAAUGGAAACUACUCAGCAACACCAUCUAUUGAAACUAAGAGCACUGUUAACAACAUAG